This is a messenger RNA of Folsomia candida, 2420 nucleotides long. Its product is annotated as peroxidasin homolog. Gene Ontology annotation, biological process: response to oxidative stress. The transcript is spliced from 15 exons. The coding region runs from base 157 to 2208 and encodes 683 amino acids. The record is from RefSeq and is a predicted model, not a curated record. Lineage: Eukaryota; Metazoa; Arthropoda; Collembola; Entomobryomorpha; Isotomidae. Gene Ontology annotation, molecular function: heme binding; peroxidase activity.
AAUAACUCAGAGUCAGUCCAAUACUGUCUGUACAAGGGGAUUGUUGUUUGGUUGGGUGUGGUUCGCUGGUAAAAUACACAAUAAUACAUCUCGACAAAUAUUGUAUUUCAGAAAUAAUUGAUCAUUCAGUGUCACUUUAAAAGAAACAUUUGCACUAUGAGGAUCUUAAUUUACUUGUUCAUUUGGACCGCACAACUCGUGUCAUCCCAGCCUUAUGACGUGAAAUCCUCGGAAAACUUGCUUGAAUCCUUGGCAAAAUUUCCUACCCAAGAUUUCUACGCAAAUGAUUUGAGCACCGAUGAUUUUUUGGGUCAACGACCACUAGCUCGAAAUCGAACUGAGGGGAGAAGAUCUGCUCGAUUUACAUCGCUGACCACGGCGAUUGGUGAUCAGAGCAGUAACAACCUUCGAGAUUACGACCGUCUCGUUUCCCUCGGUCUUCCAAAGUCGUGGGUUUUGGGGAUUUUACGCACACGACGACAUCCCAGUUGCUACAGGACAGUUUAUGCUUGCUUCCCAAACAACAAGUACCGCACCAUCGAUGGGACUUGUAACAAUUACUUACAUCCAGUUUGGGGGUCAUCGUAUAACACGUUUCAGAGACUCUUUCCGGCCCAAUAUUCAGAUGGGUACAACUCACCAAAAGGACUUCCACCCCAGCGUCCUUUACCAAAUGCACGUUUGGUCAGUUCCACUAUACAUUCUGACCUGAUUCAUCCUGAUUCAACUUUAACAAAUAUGGUACCACAGAUUGGUCAAUUUCUAGACCAUGAUUUCGCUCUUACAAUUGAUGACGACCGAAGAUGCUGUACUACGGAAGAAGGCCAUCGCGACUGCUUUUCAAUUUCGAUUCCUACAAAUGACUAUUUCUACUCGAACCUAUCAACUCCACAAACUUGCAUGGAUUUUACCAGAUCAACGCCGUUUUGCUUUCCAACUGAAUCUGGUGUUAGAGAGCAGUUCAACAUUGACACUUCAUACAUUGACGCAUCACAAGUAUAUGGUUCAGAGAAUAAGAGGUCACAGCAUUUGCGACAAUUCAGCGGAGGACGGCUGGCAAUGAGUUCGGAGAAUGGACGACUUUUACCCCCAGUGAAACAAGUCGAGGAGAAGUAUAAAACUCAAAUUGAAUUCAUGGGAAAAUUUUUGGGUGGAGAUGAACGUGUUAACGAAAUGCCUGCGUUAACAGUAAUGCAUACAUUGUGGGUCCUUGAACAUAAUCGAAUCGCCGGCUUAAUUGCGAAAUUCAAACCAGAUUGGAUCGACGAGGUUAUUUUCCAAGAAACGAGACGUAUUGUUAUUGCGGAAUGGCAAACAGUAAUUUAUGGACAAUUCUUAACUACCGUUUUGGGAAAUGCCACGAUGGAAAAAUACAAAUUGGGACUUGGUUCUGGUUCUGAGAAGGGUUUCACCGAAUACAACCCCAAUCUAGACGCCACUUUAUUUCAUCACUUUGCCACAGCUGCGUAUCGGUUUGGUCACACCCUCCUCAAUGGUCUUAUUCGACUGGUGAGAGGACUCACAGAGGUUGGCUCCUAUUUCGUGAGGGACAAUUACUUUGACUCAGCUCAAAUCGAGAGGAAUGGCUCACUCGGAUAUGAGCUAAUUUUAGGGGGGCUUAUGACUCAAAACGCCCAGACUCAUGACAGAUUUGUUAGCGUUGACUUUACAAAUUUCUUGUUGAAAGAAAAACACAUGAACUUUGGUGCAGACCUGAUCGCCAGAAAUAUUCAGAGAAGCAGAGAUCAUGCAAUUCCAAAUUACGGAGUUUACAGAACACAUUGUGGAUUAGGACCUCUCUCAAAUGAUUGGAGAAGAAGGCCUCCCGAAUUUUCAGAGGAAACUUGGCAGAAAUUUAAGAGCGUUUAUAGCAGCCCCCGAGAUAUUGAAUUAUUUCCUGGUGGACUUUCGGAGCUACCCUUAAACGGAGCCGUGUCGGGACCAACAUUCAACUGUCUAAAAGCAAAACAAUUCAAGAUGUUAAAGUACGGAGAUCGAUUUUUCUUUACGCAUCGGAACCAGGCCGGUUCUUUCACUGCUAGACAAAUCCAAUCUAUCAGAAGGCGUACCCUUGGGGAUGUGAUUUGUGAAAACAGCGACAUUGAGCGAACUACAGUCAAUGUGUUCAAUAUUGCCAGUGAUUCAAAUCCUUGGGUAGAUUGCACAGAUUCGAGACGGACGAAAAUAAGAAUAGCUGACUUUGUUUGAUAUGGCAGAAUCGGUGAAAUUUUGUAUCUUUUUUAGUUUGGUAUUUUAUUUAUUGAUUAAUAUAUUAUCGUGUUCAGUCGUUUGAACUUUUCAAUGUACUUUACCGGUACGGUUGUUAGUAAAUAUUUCUGAACUUUUGAAAUAGUUUUAUUUAAUGCUUUAAUAAAGAACAAUUGCGACUGACAGUUUUGACAAUUGUUAACUUGAGAAAA